Frankliniella occidentalis (western flower thrips) is the source of this 2525-nucleotide messenger RNA. RefSeq names its product NACHT domain- and WD repeat-containing protein 1-like. The record is from RefSeq and is a predicted model, not a curated record. NCBI's taxonomy places the organism in Eukaryota, Metazoa, Arthropoda, Insecta, Thysanoptera, Thripidae.
ACUCCGUGGGGGCUGCGGCGUCCGCGGGUGCGGAGACUGACGAUGGCGUCGACGUACUACCGCCGGCACUGCAGGCGCUGCCCGAUCACAUGCGGCGACUUGUCCUGGGUCGGCAUUCCAACACCCGAUCCACGGACAGAUCCAACAAGAUCGCCAUCUACGUGUGCGCGGCGGACUCGCAAGACUGCUGCGUGGAGAAGGGCGCCCUCCACCGCCACGUGUACCCGGAGCUGCGGGCAGCCUGCCGGGCUCGGGGCUACGAGCUGCACAUCGUGGACCUGCACUGGCGGACGCCGCUCGAGAAGCAGCAGGACCACCAGUUCCCCGAGCUGUGCCUCGGGGAGCUCGCGCGCCAGCAGGAGACGGCGUACGUCGUGCCGGUGCUGUUCCUCAACAUGUCCCUCGGCACGCCGCUGCUGCCGAACACCAUCGAGACGCAGGACUUCGAGAUGGCGCUCGGCAAGGCGGACGAUAAGACUCUCCUGAACAAGUGGUACUCGCUGGACUCGCACGCGCAGCCGCCGUGCUACCGGCUCAGGCCCACCACCUGUCACAUUCCGGGGCUCAGGGAGGACCGCGAGGGCGCGCUGUCCGAGUGGCAGGCAGAGAUCGAGCGCACGCUGGCCGUGCUGCAGUCCGUCCUGCCCACCGAGCUCAGAGACACGUACCUCAGCACCGCCCUGGAGCAGGAGGUGCACAACACCGUCUGCAUGUCCCAGGAGAUGGCCAGGCGCACGCUGUGGCUGCACCGCGUGUACACGCACCAGCCGCCCGCCGCGCCCGCCGCCGCGCCCUCCGCUCAGGAGACGGAGCUGCGGCGACGCCUCGACUCCAUCCACCAGAUCCUCAAGAGCCAGCUGGUGGAGAAGCACAUCUUGCGCCUGUCCGUCAAGUACUCGGACGGCGGGCUGCAGCCAGAGCUGCCCGAGCACGCGCAGUACGUCGCCGAGGUGACGGCGCAGCUCACCAACUCCCUGCGCGGCAUCGUGGAUGCCAUUAUCGACGAGGACAUGGCCAAGACGGUCGGCAAGCCCGGCUUCGGGCUCGACAAUAGACUGAUGCAAGAGCUGACGCAUCAGGCGAGCGUCUGCCAGCAGGCGUCCCAGUGCAGCGUGAACCGCGACUACAUCCUGUCUGAAAUCAAAAGCUACGUCGAGGGCGGAUCCCGCGCCCCGCUGGUCGUGACGGGGCCCCGGGGCUGCGGCAAGUCCACCCUGGUGGCGCGGGCGGCGCAGUGCUGCGCGUCCUGGGCGGGCUCGGCGGCCGCGGCGGGCUCCGGCUCCGGGCCGCCCCUGCUCGCGCUUCGCUUCUGCGGGGUCUCCGCCGACUCCAUGACCCUGGAGCGCGUGCUCGCCAGCAUCGGCCACCAGUGCCAGCUGCUGUGCGACGGCGGCCACUGCUGGGCGAGCCAUUCCGUGGACAGCUGGAAGCAGCAGCUGCCAGACCUGCUGGCGGGCGCGGCUGCUAAGCGCACCUUGGUCGUGAUGGUGGACGGCUUGGACCAGCUCAAGUCGUACGGCGCGCUCGUGACUGACUGGGUGCCCGCCGAGCUGCCCGUCAACGUGAAGCUCGUCGUCACGCUCUGGGAGGGCAGCCCGCUCCUGGGCGAACUCAAGGAGAAGUCGACCGUCAUCCAGAUGCCGAAGCUGGACCAGGCCGAGGCGGCCAGCAUCCUCAACGCGUGGGUGAUGCAGUACAACCACAGCGUGCCGAAGCGCGUCCAGGACUCGGUGCUGGCGUCGGUGCGCGACUGCACGCUGCCGCUGUACGCCAAGCUGCUGGCCUGGCAGACGUCCUGGGAGUGGGAGCAGGAGGUGACGCCGCGCGGCAACGUGGACGACCAACUCCACCACCUGCUCGACCAGCUCGAGGCCAUCCUGGGCAAGGAGCAGGUCGCGUACGGGGUGGCGCUCCUAUGCGUCGCCAAGUAUGGCGUCAGCGACUCGGAGAUGCUGGACCUCCUCGCCCACGACCCCAUCUUCCACUCGUCCUCCACGCACGUGGCCUGGGCGCCCGCCUGCCUGUUCUGGGCGCGGCUCAACAAGCUCCUGGCCCCCUUCCUGCAGUGGGUGAUGUGCGGCGACGAGCUGGUGCUGCAGUGGCGCGACGCUACGAUCCGCGCGGCCGUCGAGGCCCGUUACCUCGACAAGAACGCCAAGGCCAAGGCAGCCAAGGCCCUGCUUUUCUACUUCAAGGGGUCUUGGUGGUCGGAUCGGUCGCCAGCGCUCCUGGGCAGGCUGCAGCCCAUGCCCAACCUGGCGGACAAGUGCUACAACGCCCGUCGGCUGCAGGAGUUACCCUUCGUCUCCCACGCCGUCAACGGCUCCAUCAAGCAAGACUACCUGCUGGACCUGGCCUGGGUGUACGACAAGGUGUGCGGGGCGGACGUGUUCCAGGUGCUGGAGGACAUUGCGCUGGAGCGGUCCAACGACGCGGACGUGCAGUGGCUGGCGAAGGCCCUGCGGGAGGCGGCGCCGGCGCUGGCCUUCGACGGCCGCCAACUCCACUCGCAGCUAUUCCCAUAG